GACCGUUUAAGACCACUCUCAUACUCCGAAUCGGACGUCAUCUUGUUGUGUUUUUCAGUCAACUCAAGAACUUCUUACGAGAACAUCGCUUCGAAGUGGGAGCCAGAGGUCCGCCACUACAUCCCAACAGCUAAGACGAUUCUCGUUGGGCUGAAGAUCGAUCUUAGAGAAGAAGGCAAUAAAGAACACACAUCACAACCGGAAGGAACAGAACUGGCUAAAAAGCUGGGGUGUGUCGCGUACUUAGAAGCAUCCUCUGUGAAAUUAACAGGUUUAAAAGAAGUGUUUAAUACAGCUAUCGAUUGCGUAUUCUCGCAAAAAGAUGCCCCAAAGACUGCAGGCGGAGCUCAAACAAAAGCUACAGAUAAAAAGAAAGAACCAUCAAAAGAGAAAGGUAAAUGUUCUUUGCAAUGA
This is a messenger RNA of Entamoeba invadens IP1, 414 nucleotides long. Its product is annotated as Ras family protein. Gene Ontology annotation, molecular function: GTP binding; GTPase activity. The record is from RefSeq and is a predicted model, not a curated record. NCBI's taxonomy places the organism in Eukaryota, Evosea, Mastigamoebida, Endamoebidae. The annotation marks the transcript as partial. Gene Ontology annotation, biological process: small GTPase-mediated signal transduction. The transcript has 2 exons.